This is a messenger RNA of Fusarium tjaetaba, 993 nucleotides long. RefSeq lists its product as uncharacterized. The record is from RefSeq and is a predicted model, not a curated record. NCBI's taxonomy places the organism in Eukaryota, Fungi, Ascomycota, Sordariomycetes, Hypocreales, Nectriaceae. The transcript has 3 exons. The coding region runs from base 1 to 993 and encodes 330 amino acids.
AUGGCACCCGCAAAUGCCAAAGCCAACUACAAAACCUACGAGGCUCAGGCCCGUAUGGUUCGCGCCAUCGUAGCCGCCCAUCCCGACGUCAAGUGGAACUACAAGGAAAUCGCCGCUUGUUACGGCUCUGACAUGACGGACCAUGCUUUGAAUCAUCGAUUCCGCAAGGUUCGGGCAACUGUCAGCAUCAUACAUGCAGCCCGUGAGCAAGGUCUUGAUGUCAAGGAUUUGACCACCGACGAAAACCUCCUCCCUACCACACAGGGAGCUAUUGACAAGAACAAUAUCGCCAAAUACUUUGGCCAAUCUACCGCAGAUGGCAUCCAGUUUCAGUUUCGGACCAUCAAGAAAGACGCCGAGGCUCUUCGUUAUGCCGCUAACAACGGCGGCGAUGUCGCCAACUGCCUCAGCCUUGGGACCGCGUCCGGGCUGCCCAACACUCCGUCCAAAUCGACUCCCUCGCGCCAGCCUGGAAGUCGAUCGGGCAAGGGAUCAAAACGCAAGACUUCUUUUACCCCCUUGAAUCCGAUCAAGCGUUCUGGCUCAGAAGAUGAAGACGACGAUGAGCUCAACUUUGAUGACAUGGAUCAUACUCCCUCAAAGAAAGUCAAGACAACUGGCCGUACUCCUCGUGGCCCUACACCCUCUCGUACAGCUGCCAGGAAGGCCGCUGCUACUAUCGCCGACGCUUCUGCGCAGUACAAUGACAGCGAGUCUCCGUACGAUGAUGCCCCUACUCCAACCCCAGGUCCUACUUCGGCUCCUGUCGGUUUCACUGCUGCAGCGCUCCCUUCUUCUGCGCCUGUUGCUCCAACCUCCAUCUUUGGCAACGUAGAGCGUAAGCCUCAGCCGUCCGUGGCCGAAAAUUCUGGCCUUGACAUGAUCAACUCAGUUGGCUUUGGAUAUCCCGACAUCUUCUCAGCCGCGGCAACCUACCGCGCUCCACCUCCCGAUGACUCGUCCUACAUGGAAUGGGGCGACGGAGAGAUCUGA